Mucor velutinosus is the source of this 519-nucleotide messenger RNA. RefSeq lists its product as uncharacterized. The transcript has a single exon. The record is from RefSeq and is a predicted model, not a curated record. Lineage: Eukaryota; Fungi; Mucoromycota; Mucoromycetes; Mucorales; Mucoraceae. The coding region runs from base 1 to 519 and encodes 172 amino acids.
AUGAACAUUGCCCUUUUUUUCUGCUACAUAUCUCUUGACGUUGACACGGAUACCAAUUCGAAACAGCAUUACGGCAUUUUCCCUCCUGAUAUUUUGGAAGUCAUUGUUCCUAAUCUCAAACGUAAGGACACAUAUACACUAGCAAGCACAAGCAAAUCAAUGUGGGAGCACAUUCGUCACAUUCCACUUGAUAGUACUUGGGACAUAGAGACCACCCAGCUCGUCAACGCUUCCUUUAUGCUGGCAAAUACAAGACAUGUUCAUGUGUUGAUCAAUGACACCUUUGAGUACUACAGUAAUCUACGUCAAUAUCUUGGUAAAUUAUAUCAACUUGAAAGUGUAGCUUUCUCUUGUGAAAAGAUCACAUUGACAGCCGGCAUCGCUAAACGACUUCUACAGUGUUUACCUAUGAAAAGACAGUAUCAUAAAUUAGUAGUGUAUGUGCAACAAGGCGACCGUAGCUACUUUGAAGAGGCCAUCUCUCAUUCAUGCAAGAAUAGAGUCAAUCUAAGAAGGUAA